AUGUCCGCUCGGGCCGCCGCGCCGCCACCGGAGGAGCCGGGCGAGCCGGGGACGCCGCCGCCCCCCGCGGACCCCGCGCGCGCGCGCCGGCCGCCCCAAGCCCGCGUCUGCGCGACCAGCGGCGGCGGCGGCCGCAGGCGAGGCGGCGGCGGCAGAGCCCGGGCCGGCGCGGCGCCCGCGCGGCGCCCCCGGGGCACGAGGGGCGGCGGGGCGCGCGGCGGGGCGCGGCUGCAGGUCCCCGCGGGUGGCGGGGCGGCGGGGCGGCUCGGCCGGGGCCGCUGGCUCGGGCCUCCAGACCGGGGCGAAGACGGGCCGCGGGCGCAGCAGGUCGCGGUGGCGCCGGGCGCGCAGAGCCGCGCGUGGCGGCCGCCGGGGCAGCUCAGCCCGAGCGGCGGGGCAUCCCGCGCGUGGCGGCGUGCGCCUCGGUCCCAGGCCCCCGCGCAGCCGCUGCUCGGCCCCCGCUGCGCCCGAGCUCCCGCGCUGUCGCCGCCGCCGCUGCUGCUGCUGCUGCCGCCGCGGCCGCUCCACUUCUACAGACUUGAUUCUUCGACAGCCCCGCACGGCGCCUGCGCGGCCCCCUCCCUCCUCCUCUCCUCCCUCCUCUCCGGCGCGCGCGGCCCCGUGCGCCCGCCCUCUCUCCGCGCGCGCCGCCCGGCUCCUUCCCUUUCUCGGUCGCGGGCGCGCAGGGAGUCCACGCGGCACCACCCCGCGGCUUGCUGCGCUGCCCCCCCGCCUCACCCUGCCAGGGCGCCCCACCCCACGGCCGGGUUCUUUUGA
Molecule: messenger RNA, 777 nt
Organism: Meriones unguiculatus (Mongolian gerbil)
Lineage: Eukaryota; Metazoa; Chordata; Mammalia; Rodentia; Muridae
Product: laforin-like
Exons: 1
Coding region: 1-777 (258 amino acids)
Source: RefSeq, a predicted model, not a curated record